CCCGUCCUCUGCCAGUCCCCGGGGGACCCACCCCAGUGCACCGCGACCCUCCUGUUCCACUCGAUCCCUCGCUUCGCUCCCACACCAUGAACAACUUUUGGUGGCACGCAGCUUGGGGACUCUACUGCUUGGUGCAACUGAGCCUGGCGCAGACACAGAUCGAUUUGAAUAUAACCUGCCGCUAUGCAGGUGUAUUCCACGUGGAGAAAAAUGGUCGCUACAGCAUCUCGCGGACGGAGGCAGCUGAUCUCUGCCAGGCUUUCAACAGCAGCCUGCCCACUAUGGACCAGAUGAUGCAGGCCCUGCGUAAGGGGUUUGAGACCUGCAGGUACGGGUUCAUAGAAGGGCAUGUGGUGAUCCCCCGGAUCACUCCCAACUCCAUCUGUGCAGCCAACCACACCGGGGUGUACAUCCUUAACUCCAACAGCUCCCACUAUGACACCUACUGCUUCAAUGCUUCAGCUCCACUUGACAAAGAAGAUUGUGCCUCAGUCACAGACCUGCCCAAUUCCUUUGAUGGGCCAGUUACCAUAACUAUUGUCAACCGUGAUGGCACUCGAUACAGCAAGAAAGGGGAGUACAGGACGAAUCCAGAAGACAUCAACCCUACCAACCCUAUCGAUGAAGAAAUAAGCAGUGGAUCUCCCAGCGAGAAGGGGACUCCGGAAAGCUACAUCUUCUCCACCAACCUUCCUGUUACUCACCCAAGCCCAGACCAAGACAGCACCUCCAUCUACAAGAGCACCCCAGCUACCAUUACCUCCACUGUGCACUCAAACAAGCAUGCAGCAGCUCAGAAACAAAGUAAUUGGAUGUGGUUUUGGUUUGAUAAUUCACAACCUAAGACUCAAGCGCUCACAACUACAGCAACCACAGCCUUGGUGAGCACUAGAGGUGCAACUCCUGACAGAACAACUGAGAGGCAAGAAGCCCAUCACUGGCUUUCAUGGUUGUUUCAACCAUCAGAGUCCAAGAAUCAUCUUCCUGCAGCAACAAAAAUGCCUGGUACGGAGUCAAAUACCAUGUCAGCAGGCUGGGAGCCAAAUGAAGAAAAUGAAGAUGAAAGAGACAAACACAUCAGUUUUUCUGGAUCAGGCAUUGAUGAUGAUGAAGAUUUUAUCACCAGCACCAUUUCAACCACUCCAAAACAGAGCCAGGAUCCCACCCAAUGGAGGCCAAGCCAUUCAAUUCCAGAAGUACUACUUCAGACAACCACAAGGAUGACUGAUAUAGACAGAACCAGCACCAGUGUUCAAGAAGAAAACCAGACCAUGGAACUACAGCCUCCUCUCAUUCACCAUGAACAUCAGGACGAAGAGGAGAACCCACAUUCUGCAAGCACAACCGGGGCAAGUCCUAGUAGUCCCACUGAAGAAACAGCUACCCAGAAAGAACAGUGGUUUGUGAGCAGAUGGCACAGGGAAUAUGCCCAAACACCAAGAGAAGACUCUCAUGCAACAGCAGAGACAACUGCCUCAGCCCACAACAGCCAUCCAAGCGAAAGAAUGACCACACAGAGUCAAGAGGACAGUUUCCAGACUGACUUCUACAACUCAGUCUCAGAUUCCAUGGGACCUGGUCACCAAACAGAAGGAAGGAUGGAUAUGGUUUCCAGUCAUAAUGCAACACUUCAGCCUACUGCAGAUCCAAAUCCAGAUUUGGUGAAAGACUUGGACAGGACAGGACCUGUUUCCAUGACAACUCAGCAAAGUCAUUCUCAGAGUUUCUCGACACCAUCUGGAGAUCUGCAAGAUGAGAAAGAUCACCCAACAGCUUCUACUCCGACACCUAGCAAUAGAAACAAUAGCAGAGGUGGAAGAAGAGGUGAAAAUCUUCCUGAAGACUCAACUACUCCACUGGAAGGUUAUACCACUCCUUAUCCACACACAAUGGAAAACAGGACCCUCAGCACAGUGACCCCUACUCAGACUGGGGCCUUGGAAGACACUGAAGUUACUGUUGUCGCAGAGCCCUUACCAGGAGAUAAGGAUGUCGUGGACUCUAGCGGGAGGUCCCACACCACACACGGAUCUGAAUCAGACGGACCCUCGAGUGGGAGUCAAGAAGGUGGAGUGAACACAACCUCUGGUCCUAUAAGGAAGCCCCAAAUUCCAGAGUGGCUCAUCAUCCUGGCAUCCCUCCUGGCCCUGGCUUUGAUUCUUGCUGUUUGCAUUGCCGUCAACAGUCGACGAAGGUGUGGACAGAAGAAAAAGCUGGUGAUCAACAAUGGUAAUGGGACCGUGGAGGACAGAAAGCCAAGUGGACUCAAUGGAGAUGCCAGCAAGUCUCAGGAAAUGGUGCAUUUGGUGAACAAGGAGUCAUCGGAAACCCCAGAUCAGUUUACAACAACUGAUGAAACACAGAACCUGCAGAAUGCGGAUGAGAAGAUUGGGGUGUAACAUCUCUGCCGUGAUUUUGGAAAGAAAACAUAGUUGGAGAUAAAACUAUUACAGGGAACUGGGACACUUAACAGAUGCAAUGUGCUACUGAUUGUUUUAUUGGGGGAUUUUUUUUAGCAUAAAAUUUUCUACUCCUUUUUGUUUUCUUGUAUUUUUUUUUUCCCCCUAAAGUCAGGUCCAAUUUAUAAAAAACAAAACAAAAAAACAAAAACAAAAAAAACAUUGCUUUCUGAAAUGAGAGCCCAAACAAUUAUCCACAAGAAUUUGACUGUUCCAGUUCCCACCUGGAGGCCUUGCUCACCUUGUGGUAUGCUAAGAAUGCCUUCUAACAAAUGAUACAUGUACAUGUUCCUGAUCCCAGUAUCUCCCUACCCUACCUUUCGGGUCAUAGCUACCUGCUAAGAUGGCUAAGUUCUUGCUAAGUUCCCCAGAACUAAGAGGGAUUGAUCCCUGGGAGGAAAUUUGAAUGGGUCCAUAUUGCCUCUCCAGCAGCUCCAUCCCUGGACAUUGCUUUCCAGUGGGGGAUGGGAUCAGAGCAUACACAGAGUGUAAUGGUACAACCUCUCUCUUAGAUACUCCUAGGAAAUUUCAGAUGCAUCUGGGAGACAUCCAAAGGGUAAAGCUAUUUAUCUGUAGUAAGCUAUUUAUCUGUGUGGUUUUUUUUUUUUUUUUUUUUUGGAAAUAUUAAGCCCUGAAAGCCCUUUGAUCAAUAUAUGAUUGUUGUUUUUUUUUAGGUUAUUUUGUCAGAGGCAUAAAAAGGUUUAACCUGAUUCAUAAUAAACAUCUGUAUGUCUUCCAUUGUAA
Messenger RNA from Dipodomys spectabilis (banner-tailed kangaroo rat), 3203 nucleotides. RefSeq names its product CD44 molecule (Indian blood group) (gene Cd44). Gene Ontology annotation, cellular component: macrophage migration inhibitory factor receptor complex; basolateral plasma membrane; plasma membrane. The transcript has 19 exons. The record is from RefSeq and is a predicted model, not a curated record. The coding region runs from base 87 to 2399 and encodes 770 amino acids. Gene Ontology annotation, biological process: positive regulation of ERK1 and ERK2 cascade; inflammatory response; cell adhesion. Gene Ontology annotation, molecular function: hyaluronic acid binding; cytokine receptor activity. NCBI's taxonomy places the organism in Eukaryota, Metazoa, Chordata, Mammalia, Rodentia, Heteromyidae.